AUGACCUUUGACGACAAACAAAACAUGCAAAUCGCAUACGAGCAGGCCCAAAUCUCAUACAACGAAGGAGGCAUACCCAUAGGAGGCUGUCUCGUUGCCGAAGACGGCAAAAUCUUAUCUAGAGGCUACAACCAACGAGUUCAAAAAUCGUCAGCCAUAUUACAUGGUGAAAUGUCCGUGUUGGAAAAUGCCGGGCGGUUGCCUGGUAAAACCUACAAGAACUGCACCAUGUACACCACGUUAUCGCCCUGUGAUAUGUGCACUGGUGCCAUAUUACUUUACGGCAUCAAGAGGGUCGUCAUGGGUGAAAAUGAAACUUUUGUUGGUGGAGAGGAUUAUUUGAGACUGAAAGGAGUCGAAGUUGUCAAUUUGAAGGAUGAAAAAUGUAGGGAGUUGAUGCAGAAGUUUAUUCGCGAAAAUCCCGAGUGCUGGAAUGAAGAUAUUGGAGUAUGA
Molecule: messenger RNA, 453 nt
Organism: Lodderomyces beijingensis
Lineage: Eukaryota; Fungi; Ascomycota; Pichiomycetes; Serinales; Debaryomycetaceae
Source: the annotation of a GenBank genome assembly